AUGUCCACUGCUUCUCCAAGUGCAAGACAAUCUCGACAACCAUCUCAACAACAGUCUCGACAACAAUCUCGACAACAGUCUCGACUACAGUCCCAAGCACAGGGCGGUGCAGAUUCCGAUAAUCCCGAAGAUGAUAAACCCGAAACGAUUUGUGAACGACUAGAGGGUUUGCUGGAGAUGUUUCCACCAGCAGUUAUUGACUGCAUCUGCUCGGCUAAAGAGAACACCUUAAAUGGAGUGAGAUGCGCCUACAGCUGCGCCAGAACUGCUAUUUGGAUUAUGUUCAGUUCGUCUAUCAUUCUGAUUUCGCCUGUCAUUUUCGAAGUGGAGAGGGUGCAGAUGGAAGAGAUGCAAAAGAGCCAACAUAAACAGUUACUAUUAGGACCUAAUUCGGCUAUAUCAGCGGGCGUUCCACCAUCUAUUUUACCUUUGAAAAAUUAA
Psylliodes chrysocephalus is the source of this 441-nucleotide messenger RNA. The record is from the annotation of a GenBank genome assembly. Lineage: Eukaryota; Metazoa; Arthropoda; Insecta; Coleoptera; Chrysomelidae.